This is a messenger RNA of Astrephomene gubernaculifera, 1270 nucleotides long. Lineage: Eukaryota; Viridiplantae; Chlorophyta; Chlorophyceae; Chlamydomonadales; Astrephomenaceae. The record is from the annotation of a GenBank genome assembly.
GGCGACGGUCGUGCCGUACUUCGCUCGUCCCUCCGCGAGUACGUGGCGAGUGAGGCGCUGGCGGCGCUGGGGUUGCCGACCACUCGGGCGCUGUGUCUGGUGGGGACAGGUGACCAGGUGUCGCGCGACAUGUUCUACAACGGAGACGUCCGCUGGGAGCGCGGGGCGGUGGUGACGCGGGUGGCUCCCUGCUUCGUACGCUUCGGGAGCUUCCAACUGCCUGUCAGCAGGGGGGCGGGGGAGGUGGGCCUGGUGAGGAUGCUGGCGGACUGGGUGGUCAAGUACCACUACCCACACCUGCAGGGCACCCCCGCCCCCUACCUCCCCCUCCUCCGCGAAGUGACCCACCGCACAGCCCACUUGGUGGCCGGCUGGCAGGCGCUGGGGUUCGUGCACGGCGUGCUCAACACCGACAACAUGAGCAUCCUGGGGCUCACGAUAGACUAUGGCCCCUUCGGCUUCCUGGGCGCAUUCGACCCUGACUGGACACCCAACCUCACCGACGUGGAGGGGCGCAGAUACAGCUAUCGCAACCAGCCGGAGGCAGUUCAGUUCAAUCUGGUCAUGUUUGGAAGUGCGCUGUGUAGGGCGGGGCUGGUGGGGCAGGAGGAGGCGGAGGGGGUGCUGCGGGAAUACAGCGAGGUCCUAACCACCGCCUACAACGCCCGCAUGGCUGCCAAACUCGGUCUCCUCGAGUACGACAGGGCCCUAUGUACGGAACUUCUCAAGCUGAUGUACGAGGAUGACGCGGACUUCACAAACACCUUCCGGGCCCUGUGUGAGGUGGAAUCAGCCACCACCACCUCGCCCGCCUCCUCCUCCUCCUCUUCCUCUCCCACUGCAACAUCAUCAUCAUCAUCUGACUCCCCAACCACCACCACCACCAGCACCACCAGCACCAGCAACGUAAACAGCAGUACCUCCACCACCCCUCCCCACGGUCUUCCAGCCGCCCUGGCUGCUGCUCUGGGCGGGGGAGGGCCCCGUUCCGAGGAGCGAGCGGCUGCUUGGCGGCAGUGGCUGGGGGCGUACCGCGCAAAGCUCCGUUCCGAGGGCCAGCCCGACGCCCCCCGCCAGGCCUCCCAGCGCUGCUCCUGCCCUCGCUUCAUCCCCCGGCAGCACCUGCUGCAGUGGGCCAUCGAGGCGGCGGAGGGGGGCGAGUGGGGCGAGCUGCGGGAGCUCAUGCGGGUGCUGGAGAGGCCGUACGACGAGCAGCCCGAGGCCCCCUCCAAGUACUCCCAGCCCCCCCCGCGGGAGAUGGUACGGCCGG